Dioscorea cayenensis subsp. rotundata (Guinea yam) is the source of this 2656-nucleotide messenger RNA. RefSeq names its product pentatricopeptide repeat-containing protein At3g13880. The transcript has 3 exons. The coding region runs from base 98 to 2560 and encodes 820 amino acids. NCBI's taxonomy places the organism in Eukaryota, Viridiplantae, Streptophyta, Magnoliopsida, Dioscoreales, Dioscoreaceae. The record is from RefSeq and is a predicted model, not a curated record. Gene Ontology annotation, biological process: RNA modification. Gene Ontology annotation, molecular function: protein binding; RNA binding; zinc ion binding.
UGAAGAACAAAUUCAUUCCUUUUGAUUGAAAAAUCAAAGAUUUUGAGAAAAUUAAGAAAUCCUUCUUUGUUGCAACUCCACUCAACUUUUUGCUGAAAUGCAGUGUUCUUCCAGAUUCCUCAUUGGAAUCUCAGAGCGCCUCAACUUCUCUACUUCUCUCCAAUCCCAAAUGCCUCCUCAAUCCUUCCUCAAAUCCCCAUUUGAUUCAGCAGCCUACAUAGAACUCCUUAAAUCAUUCUCCUCAUCCUUUUCCCUUAUCCAUGGUAAGUCCAUUCAUGCCCAUUUGAUCAAAUCUCAACCCAAACCAUGCCUUUUCCUUCAGAACAAUCUUCUCAACAUGUACUGCAAAUGUGGUGAUAUGGUAAGUGCCCGCCACCUAUUUGAUGUAAUGCCUAAGAGAGAUGUUGUGUCCUGGAACUCGAUUGUUUCUGGUUAUUUCCAAAUUGGUCUUUGUUAUGAUUCUUUUGAUGUGUUUAUUACGAUGAGGCAUUGUGAUGUUGUGCUUGAUAAGUUUAGUUAUGCUAGUGCUCUCAGUGUGUGUGCUAGGAUGAGGGAGGUGAAUGUGGGGAAGAUGGUUCAUGGAUUGAUUGUGGUUUGUGGGUUGUCAAAGCUUGCUUUUUUGACAAAUUCGCUUAUGGACAUGUACUCUAAAUGUGGUGAUUUGGAUCGGGCUUGGCGUGUGUUUGAUUCUUCGGAUGAGUUGGAUGAUGUUUCAUGGAAUUCGUUGAUUUCGGCUUUUGUUCGGAUUGGUUUGAUUGAGGAGACGCAGAGAUUUUUUGCUCGAAUGCAUCGAGCGGGAGUGAAAAUGAAUUCUUUUGCUCUUGGUAGUGUUCUUAAGGCUUGUUCAAGUUUUGGUGGUUCGAAAGAACUUGGGAAAGUGAUACAUGGAUGUGUGGUUAGAGUUGGAUUGGACUCGGAUGUUUUCGUGGGAAGUGCAAUGCUUGACUUGUAUGCGAAGAAGGGACUACUGGAUGAGGCUGUGAAGGUUUUCAAACUCAUACCUGAUCCGAAUGUUGUUGUGUUCAAUGCCAUGAUUGCUGGUUUCAGUCGAAUGGAUACAGAAAUUGAUAACAUGGUCACUUGUGAAGCAUUACAUCUGUUUUGCGAAAUGCUCAGGAGGGGAAUGCUGCCAUCAAAGUUCACAUUCUCUAGUAUUCUGAGAGCUUGCAACUUGACUGAAUCUUUUGAAUUAGGGAAGCAAAUCCAUGGACUAAUUUUCAAAUACCAUCUACAGUACGAAGAGUUCAUAGGGAGUGCACUGAUUGACUUAUAUUCAAAGGCGCAUUCUAUAGAGGAUGGUUUCAGAUGUUUCCAUUCUAGUCCAAAACAAGACAUUGUCACCUGGACAUCGAUGAUUUCAGCAUGUGUGGAGAAUGAGCAAUUUGAGAGGGCUCUGAGCCUGUUUAAUGAGUUACUCAACGAUGGAAGAAAGCCGGAUCAAUUCACUAUUUCAAGUGUGAUGAGCGCUUGUGCAAACCUGGCUGUUGCUCGGUCAGGAGAGCAAAUACAAAGUUAUGCCACAAAGUCAGGGUUCAGUGCAUUCACCAUUUGUGCUAAUGCGCAGAUAUUCAUGUAUGCUGGCUCAGGUGACAUUGAUGCUGCUAAUCAGACUUUUAAAGAGUUGCAAACUUGUGAUGUUGUCUCAUGGUCUGCAAUGAUCUCCAGUCAUGCAAAACAUGGUUGUGCAACCGAUGCUCUGCUGCUCUUUCAGGAGAUGGAGCAUCGCAAAGUUGUUCCAAACCACAUCACAUUCCUCGGUGUUCUCACUGCUUGUAGCCAUGGAGGACUUGUCGAUGAAGGUUUCAGGUACUUUGAAAGCAUGAAAAAAGAAUACGGAAUUCAUCCAAAUGUGAAACAUUGUGCUUGCAUGGUUGACCUCCUUGGUCGAGCCGGGAGAUUAAACGAUGCAGAGAACUUCAUAUCAGAGUCAGGAUUCGGUGACGAUCCCGUUCUUUGGCGAGCCUUAUUGAGUUCUUGUAGAAUUCACAAGAACACAGAAACAGGUGCCCGUGUUGCAGAACGUGUCAUCGAGCUGGAUCCUAAUGCUUCCGCAUCAUAUGUUCUUCUCUACAACAUGUACUUGGAUGCUGGAAACGAGUCAUUGGCAUUAAGGACAAGAGAUUUGAUGAAAGCACAUGGAGUGAAGAAGGAACCAGGUCUUAGUUGGAUCGAGAUAGGAGCAUCGGUUCAUAAUUUCGUUGUCGGUGAUAAAUCUCAUCCCAAGAGUGAUGCAAUAUAUUCAAAAUUAAAUGAAAUGCUUUCAAGAAUAGAAAGAGUUGAUGAUCAUAAGGAUGAUACAUUGGAGUUUGAAGACAUACAGUUGGAACAUAAAGAGAGUAUGUUUAACUGUCACAGUGAGAAGUUAGCAGUUGCACUUGGUGUUCUUCUUCUGCCAAAGUCUGCUCCCAUACGUGUCAUGAAGAAUUUGAGAAUUUGUGCUGAUUGCCACACAACAAUGAAGUUGUUUUCAAGGAAUGAAAGAAGAGAAAUUGUUGUCAGAGAUGCUAUUCGGUUUCAUCGCUUUAAAAAUGGCUCUUGUUCUUGCAAGGAUUAUUGGUAACAAUGUGAGCGCAUAUUUUUUUGGGGUAUGAGUAGUGAUUGUAUGCAGGUGAUCCCAACAACUAUGUAUAUGCGGGCCAUAUCUCUAUUUACUCUA